AUGAGAAGGCCAAAGACGAAGAUCGUUUGUACGCUCGGCCCUGCAUCGCGAUCGAUUGAGAUGAUCGAGAAAUUGCUUAGGGCCGGAAUGAGCGUCGCGCGAUUCAAUUUCUCCCAUGGAUCCCAUGAGUACCAUCAGGAAACCCUAGAUAAUCUUAGGGUUGCCAUGGAAAGAACAGGAAUACUCUGCGCUGUAAUGCUCGAUACAAAGGGACCUGAGAUCCGAACAGGAUUCUUGAAAGAUGGAAAGCCCAUAAAGCUUGAGAAAAAUCAAGAGAUCACCAUAACAACAGAUUAUAGUAUAGAGGGUGACCAAACCAUGAUAUCAAUGAGCUACAAGAAAAUGGCGGAGGAUGUAAAACCUGGAAGUAUCAUCCUCUGUUCUGAUGGCACAAUUUCACUUAAUGUGAUAAGCUGCGAUAAGGAGCAUGGUCUAGUUCACUGCCGCUGCGAAAAUGCUGCUGUUCUCGGUGAGAGAAAGAACGUAAAUCUUCCAGGAGUUGUUGUUGAUCUUCCCACCUUAACUGAGAAAGACAAAGAAGAUAUCUUCAAAUGGGGCAUCCCGAACAAAAUCGACAUUAUCGCCCUCUCCUUUGUUCGAAAAGGUUCUGACAUGGUUGCAGUUAGAGAGCUUCUGGGUGAUCAUGCAAAGUCUGUCAUGCUUAUGUCGAAGGUUGAAAACCAAGAAGGGGUGGCGAAUUUUGAUGAUAUACUUGAAAAUUCUGAUGCUUUCAUGGUGGCCAGAGGAGACCUGGGCAUGGAGAUACCAAUUGAGAAAAUCUUCCUUGCGCAGAAGCUAAUGAUCCACAAAUGCAACGUUCAAGGGAAGCCAGUGGUGACUGCAACCCAAAUGCUGGAAUCUAUGAUCAGGUCUCCUCGUCCCACCCGAGCAGAAGCUACAGAUGUCGCCAAUGCUGUUCUUGAUGGCACUGAUUGUGUCAUGCUCAGCGGCGAGACAGCUGCGGGUGCUUACCCUGUUCUUGCUGUUGAGACUAUGGCAAGGAUAUGCGAGGAAGCAGAAUCAUUUGUGGAUUAUUACGCUGUGUUUAAAGCACUCACGGCUGUAACAGAGUCGCCAUGUACUCCAUUGGAGAGCCUUGCUUCGUCUGCCGUUCGACUUGCAGGGUCUGUCAGAGCUGCUCUUAUUCUUGUACUGACGAGAGGAGGGACUGCUUCAAAACUAGUGGCUAAGUACAGGCCAGAAGUGCCCAUCUUGUCUGUGGUGGUUCCUGAGAUAAAGAUAAAUAGUGAUUCUUUCGACUGGUACUGCAGCGACGAAGCUCCGGCAAGGCACAGCCUUGUUUAUAGAGGAGUGAUUCCAGUAUUAAGUGAAGGAUCAGCAAAGCCUUCUCAUACUGAAGCAACAGAGGAAGCGCUUGACUUUGCUCUUCGGCAUGCGAAGGCAACCGGACUCUGCAAGUCUGGUGAUUCUAUUGUGGCAUUACACCGUAUUUGUAAUGCUUCAGCUGUCAAGAUAUUGACAGCUAAGUGAUGGUGACGUAAAAGUUCUUCUUUUAUGGCACAAGGGCAUGUUAUG
Dendrobium catenatum is the source of this 1536-nucleotide messenger RNA. RefSeq names its product pyruvate kinase, cytosolic isozyme-like. The transcript has 3 exons. NCBI's taxonomy places the organism in Eukaryota, Viridiplantae, Streptophyta, Magnoliopsida, Asparagales, Orchidaceae. Gene Ontology annotation, molecular function: magnesium ion binding; pyruvate kinase activity; potassium ion binding. Bases 1 to 1491 code for a protein of 496 amino acids. The record is from RefSeq and is a predicted model, not a curated record. Gene Ontology annotation, cellular component: cytoplasm. Gene Ontology annotation, biological process: glycolytic process.